Molecule: messenger RNA, 1955 nt
Organism: Mugil cephalus (flathead mullet)
Lineage: Eukaryota; Metazoa; Chordata; Actinopteri; Mugiliformes; Mugilidae
Product: phosphoribosyl pyrophosphate synthase-associated protein 1-like
Exons: 10
Coding region: 460-1611 (383 amino acids)
Biological process (GO): purine nucleotide biosynthetic process; 5-phosphoribose 1-diphosphate biosynthetic process
Cellular component (GO): cytoplasm; ribose phosphate diphosphokinase complex
Molecular function (GO): ribose phosphate diphosphokinase activity; magnesium ion binding
Source: RefSeq, a predicted model, not a curated record
GGCGUUUUUUUCCCUGCUGCGCCACCGCUGCUACAAAGUUUCGGGGAGCUACAUUUGAAUUCUGCUUGUGGACUUUAGGUUUUAGCUGACUUUCACUGUGGCAGAGAGACGGUUUUCGGUUCCCGUCAGUUCCCUGCACGAGGCAGACGAGGCAUGCGAUAGAGACUCAGUGACCGCACGGAAACACAGUGUCAGCUUUCCAUCUGUUUGUGGUUGUCUAGAUUUGAGGGUGGUCGCCGAGUGGCUAGUGUAGCUUCCACGUUUCAUGUGGAGCAUGUGCUCACCCUUCUAUUAGUUUCUAUACAGUGUUCAACAGUAUUAGUGAUAUAUGUAUUUUUUCCUUUAAGAUGAGCCUGCAUGGUGGAAGUCUUAACAACCAAGUGCAUGAAUUAAAAAUUUAGUUGCUUUUCUUCGACUGUUAAGGGGAGACGUGAAUAUCACAUUGAUAAUCAAAACAAUAUGCCCAUAAGGCGUUUUGGGCUUCACAGGUCUCUGGUCUCUCACACGCAACCCUCAAAGCUCUCGUACGGUUACACCAAGAUGAAUAUUUCAAGAAGUGGCUACCGUGUUUUCUCCGCCAACUCCACCACCGCCUGUACCGAGCUGGCCAAGAAGAUUACAGAGCGCUUGGGUGUGGAGUUGGGCAAAUCAGUGGUUUAUCAAGAGUCAAAUUCAGAGACUAGAGUGGAUGUGAAAGAAUCUGUCCGUGGACAAGAUAUCUUCAUAAUUCAGACCAUUCCUAGAGAUGUCAACACAGCCAUCAUGGAGCUGCUGGUGAUGGCAUAUGCCCUGAAGACAUCCUGCGCCAAGAACAUCAUCGGGGUCAUUCCAUACUUUCCUUACAGCAAGCAGUGCAAGAUGAGGAAGAGAGGAUCCGUUGUCUGCAAGCUGCUAGCAUCCAUGUUAGCUAAAGCUGGACUAACUCACAUCAUUACUAUGGACCUUCACCAGAAAGAAAUCCAAGGCUUCUUCAGUUUUCCUGUUGACAACCUGAGAGCUUCCCCUUUCCUCAUCCAGUACAUCCAAGAGGAGAUCCCAGACUACAGGAAUGCUAUUAUUGUUGCCAAGUCCCCUUCAGCUGCCAAAAGAGCUCAGUCCUAUGCUGAGAGGCUGCGACUUGGACUGGCCGUGAUGCACGGGGAGGCCAACCAUUCAGAGUCGGACAUGGCUGACGGUCGCCAGUCACCCCCUUGUUCCCGCACCACCACAGGACACACUGGCUUAGAGCUGCCAUUGAUGAUGGCAAAGGAAAAGCCACCUAUCACCGUUGUUGGAGAUGUAGGAGGCAGAAUCGCCAUCAUUGUUGAUGACAUCAUAGAUGAUGUCGAGGACUUUGUUGCAGCGGCAGAAAUCCUGAAAGAGAGGGGAGCUUACAAGAUCUACAUCAUGGCUACACAUGGCUUACUGUCUGCAGAGGCACCGAGGCUAAUAGAGGAGUCUGCUAUUGAUGAGGUCGUGGUGACUAACACUGUCCCUCACGAGGUGCAGAAGCUCCAGUGUCCAAAAAUCAAAACCGUGGACGUCAGUAUGAUUCUGGCUGAGGCCAUCCGACGCACCCACAAUGGAGAGUCCAUGGCUUAUCUGUUCCGCAACAUCGCUGUGGAUGACUGAGGCAACACACACAUACAGUUACAUUCCAGCACACGAGGCAACAUUACCAAGCACAUACUCUGAGGACCAACUCUCCACUUUAGACAGUUGUUCAGCUGUUCAUACUUGUUUUGUUGAUAAUCUGUUGACAGCGAUUGCUCGUAUGUACGCAUGUAAUGCACAUUACAAGUAAAAUGACGCUAUUUCUCUUUUCUGUGACACAAAAAGACUGUACACACAAUGGUUUUACUGUACUAUGUGCUUCCCACCAUCUGACAACAUACAUGGCACUUAUAAUGUAUCAUGCAGUGGCACAGUAUGCUGUAGAUUAUGGCAAAUAAAGCUAUUCCUCUUGGGUGAGUAUA